Candidozyma duobushaemuli is the source of this 1215-nucleotide messenger RNA. RefSeq lists its product as uncharacterized. The transcript has a single exon. The coding region runs from base 1 to 1215 and encodes 404 amino acids. The record is from RefSeq and is a predicted model, not a curated record. Gene Ontology annotation, biological process: proteasome assembly. Gene Ontology annotation, molecular function: proteasome binding. NCBI's taxonomy places the organism in Eukaryota, Fungi, Ascomycota, Pichiomycetes, Serinales, Metschnikowiaceae.
AUGUCUGCGUUGAAAAACCUCGCCGCCUUGAAGAGGAAUAUUCACAAGAGACUCAGACAGGCGCUUGAGGAGCUCCAGGAGAACUUGGGCCAAGAAUGGGGCCAGAGGGCUCCUGCUAGAAUCCCCGUGGUGGUGCCCAGAUCCAAGGGCUUCCGCCGGAUGAACGUGAUUGGUCAGUUUCAGCAGAACAGAGGCUACCUGACGUUUUUUGGAACAAACCACCAGUUUGGCUGGAGCCUUUUUGACAAGUGGACCAUGGGCCGUGGCUUCCGGGCUCGGGCGUGCAAGGGCCAGUUCCGCUUCUUCUCGGGCUUCUGUCCGUUUAGCGGCCGCAAAGUGGGCACCGGUCUUGUUUCCCAGAACUUUGCUCAAAGAAGCUACUCCCUGAAGGCCUCUAAGCUUUACAAGAUCCCCUCCUUGACGCAGUUGGCACACAAGGAUUUCUGCCAGGCGUUCGAGGAGGAAGAGGACCAGCGCUGGAACAAGGGCAUCCAGAGUGCUGUGGCUGAGCUUUUCAAACGCAAGGAGCCAGCAGUGCAGCAGUCCGAGUACCUGACUGUAGACAUUUCCAGAGCCGUUCCUGCGGUGUUGAAGACAAGCAUCCAGGGCUCCCCACACUACCACGACUUGGUCAAGCGCUUGGGCAGCUGGGCCACCGAGGAGAUCGAGCCGGCUGUUUCUGGCGUCUACGUCGACUUUCGCUAUGCCCCCAGGCUCUCCGUCCCCGACAAGACCGUGUUGACCACCGACGUGGUGGACGAGAUGAUGGACAAUUUGGCCCGUUUUAGAGAGAAGCUCGCCGAAGUACAGCGUGACUUGGCUCGUUUGAGUGAGUUGGGCGAGUUGCCGGUAGAAGUCGUCCAGGACGAGGGCGUGAUCCGCGUGUUCUUCCCCAACUGCGACAGAGAGCGUCUCGAGACGCUUUUGGUGGAAAAGAACGUCGUUGGCGGCGUCAUCCACGAGGGAGCCUCUGCUGGCAGCAGCUCCGAGAGUGAUGCCGGGCUGGAGUUCUCGUAUGGAGAGUCGGUCCCUUCAGAAACCACCAGUUGGUUCCUCAGCGCCUCCGACAUGCCCCUGCCGCUGCUAUCGCUGGGCAGCACCGCCAGCUCUCAGGAUAUCUUGUCGCUGCAGCUGCUGCAAAGGAUAGUCCGUCUCGAGCCUGUGCCGCCGCUGUCGCUGGUGCACAUCGUGGAAGAACACGAGUGGGCCGUGUAA